Molecule: messenger RNA, 1353 nt
Organism: Gastrolobium bilobum
Lineage: Eukaryota; Viridiplantae; Streptophyta; Magnoliopsida; Fabales; Fabaceae
Product: flavonoid 3-O-glucosyltransferase-like
Exons: 2
Coding region: 1-1353 (450 amino acids)
Molecular function (GO): UDP-glycosyltransferase activity
Source: RefSeq, a predicted model, not a curated record
AUGAAAGUUUUCCCUGUUUGUGAUGACAAACAUGUGGCUGUUAUGGCGUGGCCAUUUGGGACUCAUGCAGGUCCACUUCUUAACCUUAUUCAAAGGAUUGCAGCUGAGGCUCCCGAAGUCACAUUCUCAUUCUUCAGCACAAGCAAAUCCAAUGCCUCCAUAUUCUCGUGGCUGAAUGAUCAAGAGCGUAGAAAUAUAAAGCCUUAUAACGUGUAUGAUGGGUUACCAGAGGGUUAUGUUCCUUCGGGGUACCCACUUGAACCCAGUAAUCUGUUCAUCAAGGCCAUGCCAGGGAACUUUAGGUGUGCCAUUGAUGAGGCAGUGGCAGAGACAGGGAAGAAGAUUACUUGCUUGGUUUCUGAUGCGUUUUAUUGGUUUGGUGCGGAUAUGGCAGAGGAAAUGCAUUGCAAGUGGGUUCCUCUAUGGACUGCAGGGCCUCACUCUGCCCUUGCCCAUGUUUUCACCAAUCUUAUCAGGGAAAAGAUAGGCAUCAAUCAAGCAAGUGAUGACAAAAAUCUCGAUUUCAUUCCUGGUCUUUCUGCGGUGAAAGCUUCUGAGUUGCCUGAAGGGGUAGUGGGUGAAAUAGAGCAACCAUUUUCAACUAUGAUACACAAAAUGGGACUAAUGUUGCCACGGGCAAGCGCGGUUGCCAUAAACUCAUUUGCUGACGUAGACCCUUAUAUUGUAAAUGAGCUCGAAUCCAAUGUCACGUUGCUAUUAAAUGUUGGUCCUAUCACAUUGACAACCCCACAACCUAAUAUUCCGGAUGAGCAAGGUUGUCUAGAAUGGUUGAACAAGCAUAAGAAAGCCUCAGUAGUGUAUAUAGCCUUUGGAAGUUCGGUAAUGCUUCCACCCCAUGAGAUAAUUGCGGUAGCAGAGGCCUUAGAGAAAGGUAGGUAUCCAUUUAUUUGGUCAUACAGGGGAAAUCCUGAGAAACAAUUGCCAAAGGGAUUCGUGGAAAGGACUAGAACACGAGGGAAGGUUGUUGCAUGGGCUCCCCAAAAGGAAAUACUUAAACAUCCAUCAACUGGUGUGUGUUUGACACAUUGUGGGUGGAAUUCAGUUUUGGAUUGCAUAGUUGGUGGUGUGCCAGUUAUUGGUAGGCCAUUUUUCGGAGACCAGAAGAUAAACAUAAGGAUGAUGGAAAGUGUAUGGGGGAUUGGUUUGGGAGUUGACAAUGGGAUUUUGACUAAAGAAGCCAUUCUGAAAAAUUUGAAAUCAAUCUUAAGUUACAGAGGAAAGCACAUGCGGCACAACAUACUAGAACUCAAGGAGAAAGCAAUGAAAGCAAUUGAACCUCAUGGUAGCUCUACAAGGAAUCUCACUACUUUGAUAUAUCUUGUCACGAGUUGA